AGUUUAUUUUAAGGAGCUGUAAAGAUGGCGUUUUAACUGGUUUACAGCUGCGCGUUUCUGCAGUUUAUUCACUUUUUCAAAUUCAGUUUUAUUACAAGUCCUCCAUAUAAUACAACAAUAAUCGAAACAAAGUUAAAUAUAGGCAUUAUAAAACAUUUCUUUCAUUUAAGCGGAUAAAAAGUACGAUGAGCAAUUUGUUUUUGUAAUUUAUUACAAAAACAAAUUGCUCUCUUAAAGCGUAUAUCGAUAAAAGAUGUUUAAUUUUUAAUACUGAAUCAAUUCGUAGGAUUCAUUAAUGUAUUAGAUCGCAAGGAUAAAUUAACGGAUAAAUCAACCAUAUGAUACGUCACAAAUAAACCAAUAUAAAUAAUAUCCAAUCAAAUUGUCGUUUACAAAACGAAAAUCGUAAGAAUGACGUCGUUACGACGCAUAUUCACCGUAUCUAACGUCGUUGUCAGAUAGAUACGAACUACAGAACGGUUAAAGAUGGCAAGUCUUUCUGAGCAGACAAACACCUUCACAUUUUUAAAUUAUGCACCCGGAAAUGGAUAUUUUUGGACGAAACAAUCAUUUUAUAGUGCAGAAGCUACAUACGGAAGACAGAAAUUUAAUAUAAACAAAGCUUCCCCUGUCUACAUAUCACCAUUUUUCUAUCCGAAUUCUACAUUCACACAUCCAAAUUCUACUUAUUAUCAUCCCAAUUCAACAUAUUACAAUACAAAUUCUGCAUACAACAAUACAAAUUCUGAAUAUAACAAUACAAAUUCUGCAUACACACAUCCGACAAAUGAAAACACAACAAGUGCAAAAGAAAGAUCACCAACACCAAUAAUUCAAGAAGAAACACCAGAAGAAAAAGAAAACAGGGAAUACAUAGAAUAUAUGAAGAAGAACCCAUAUGUGGAGGAGGAAUAUGUGCCAGAUCGUUUAGCUUUUUUUAUGCGCUUGAGAGAUGAAAUUGGAGACGAUAUAAUUGACCCUGAUCAAUCAUUUGUUAUUUCUGCUUUUGAUUAUCAUUGAUUCAUAUUUUAAUUGUUUGUUUCUUUUUCUAAUCAUUUCAAAUUA
Molecule: messenger RNA, 1065 nt
Organism: Ruditapes philippinarum (Manila clam)
Lineage: Eukaryota; Metazoa; Mollusca; Bivalvia; Venerida; Veneridae
Exons: 3
Coding region: 487-1020 (177 amino acids)
Source: RefSeq, a predicted model, not a curated record